UUUCUUCAUCUUGGGUGUAGCUGCUUGAUUGCCAACAACCAUGUCGGAGACAGCGCCGGUCGCUCAGGCUGCUUCUGCGGCCACGGAGAAACCUGCCGCUGCAAAGAAGACCAAGAAGCCUGCAAAGGCUGCCGCUACCCGGAAGAAGCCCGCGGGACCUUCGGUGUCGGAGCUUAUCGUGCAGGCAGUCUCCUCUUCCAAGGAGCGCAGCGGCGUGUCCUUAGCUGCGCUCAAGAAGUCGCUGGCUGCGGCGGGAUACGACGUGGAGAAGAAGAACAGCCGCAUCAAACUGGGGCUGAAAAGCCUGGUGAAUAAAGGCACACUGGUGCAGACCAAGGGCACCGGCGCUGCUGGCUCCUUUAAGCUGAACAAGAAGGCCGAGUCUAAGGCCAGCACCACCAAGGUGUCAGUGAAGGCGAAAGCAUCCGGGGCUGCUAAGAAACCCAAGAAGUCGGCUGGGACUGCAGCUAAGAAGACUGUCAAGACUCCGAAGAAGCCCAAGAAGCCUGCAGUUUCCAAGAAGACUUCCAAGAGCCCCAAGAAGCCGAAGGUGGUGAAAGCUAAGAAGGUAGCCAAGAGCCCUGCUAAGGCGAAGGCAGUGAAGCCUAAGGCUUCCAAGGCCAAGGUGACAAAGCCAAAGACCCCAACUAAGCCCAAGAAGGCGGCGCCCAAGAAAAAGUGAACAGUUGGAGGCUUCUUCUAUAACCCAACGGCUCUUUUCAGAGCCACCAACAUAACUCAAAGAGCCUGACACUCGUUUCACAGCACUAACUAGUGCUAUUGGGUAUAAACCUGGUGGGAGUAGGCAACACCUCGGUGGGUUUAGGCAUUCACCUCUCCAGGGAACAAUUUGAGUCCGUCUAGUUUUGUUUGCCCAGAGAUCCUGUGGAAAUAGCCUUUACCUGGGUAGUUUUACAACUGGUAGCCCUGGGACGCGCUAUCCUCUCCAGGUGUGGUGAAUAAGCUCUCUUUAUGGCAUGGUAGUGUAAUGGGCUGGGCGCCUCGACCAGGUAAGGUACUCUUGCCAAUAUGAGGAUGAGAACCCGGGUGUUUGAUAAGUGCUCCGAAUGGGCGUCCGCACUCGGUUCACAGGCAGCUCUUGCAGCUUUUGCUGAUUUUGCUAAGUAGCCACUUUGUCCUCCUUCCUCCCAAGAGCUAGGGUUAACGCCUCGCACGGUGAUUUGCUGAGCUCCCUUAUUCUGAGUUCAGUUUUUAAAUUAUUGCGGCGGGGGGGGGGUGUCUGGAAAUUGAGGGGCAACUUGAAAUUGGUUCUCUCCCACUACUUGAGCCCAGAUUAGUUUCAAGUCAUCAGGCUUGGCGGCAAGUUCCUCUUACUCUGAGCGUCUUUCUGGCCCUGAAUUUAGCUUUGUUCUUUCAACGAAACAUUAGAAGACCAAGUGUCCAAGACAUUGGUCUGUUAUGUCAAGUACACAAGAAGCCAAAGUAGUUUGGAUCCUGAAUUCAGGCUAGUCUAGGCUAUAGAGCCAGAAGCUGUCUUAAUUAUUUGGUUGGUUGGUUGUGGGUGUUUUGAUUUUCCAAAAAAAGUUGGGUAUUGUUUGUUCUAAUGUAUUUUUUUUUAGCUAACUAUUUUUUCGUCUUUCACAAAAGUAUUGUGAUCAUCCAUUUGUUAAAGUGAAUAUGAUGCAACGAGUAGGACCUCAUACGGCUAGCUAUAAAAUAUAUUUUACAUUUAAUAAAUGACAUAUUCUAAGAACAGCUCAACUUCCAGAAGUGUCAGUUUCAGCUUCCCCUACUAGGCGUGUGGGCUCAUUCAGUUUUGCUAAGUCUGAAGGAUGUAGAAUACUGUCAGUUAUUUUUAACUCAGAUUUUAGGUUUGUUGGCUUUCUGUUUGUUGGCUAUUUUAAUAUUCCUUCUGGGAAUAGAUUGUUUGGAUCACUUGUUUUUUUCAGAGUGGUCUGUCUUUUUGCUCAAUUUUAGGUUUUGUUUGUUUGGUUUAGAUAUGUUUAUUUUUCUGUGUUAGUAGUUUUCCCAUAUCUAAGUACAUGUACUGUGUGCAUGUCCUGGAAGUGGAGUUACAGAUGAUUGUGAACCACCGUGUGGGUGCAAGGAACAACCACCCUGGGGUCUCUGCAAGAACAAGUGUUCUUAACCACUAAGCUACUUCUCCCAUUGCCUCUAUUGUGGUUUUUAAUACAGUAGGAAAAUGAAUUUUAUUUAUUUAUCUUUUUAACCAGCAACAUUGCACACAGUGGUUUUUGGUUUUUU
Molecule: messenger RNA, 2226 nt
Organism: Mus pahari (shrew mouse)
Lineage: Eukaryota; Metazoa; Chordata; Mammalia; Rodentia; Muridae
Gene: H1-1
Product: histone H1.1
Exons: 1
Coding region: 41-682 (213 amino acids)
Biological process (GO): nucleosome assembly
Cellular component (GO): nucleosome
Molecular function (GO): structural constituent of chromatin; DNA binding
Source: RefSeq, a predicted model, not a curated record